AUGCGGGUACCCAAUAAAGUUAGAGUGUUUGCAUGGAGACUUUGCAAGGAUAGUCUACCCUCCAAGCUAAACCUGUGUAAGAGGAAGAUAUUAGAGAAUACUACAUGCGAGUUCUGUAAUUACCCCAUUGAAGACAUAUCUCAUGGCAUGCUAAAUUGCCAGGACAUCAAAGAUGCAUGGAAACAAUUAUUACCCGAGUAUAGGAUAAAUAAGUGGAACAUUGAGCACUCCCUAUUGAGUCCUAUGCAGACUGCUCACCAAGCUAUCGGGUUGCAAAAGACUCUAACCCCACCAACUUCUGAACCAAGCUACUUAAUGCAGAAACUAGGUUGCUGGUGUGCCCCACCGACUGGGUUCUGCAAGAUAAAUGUGGAUGCUGCUUUAUUUUUUGACCUCAGGAAGGUUGGGGUAGGUGCUGUGGUUAGCGAUGAGAGGGGAAAUAUGCUUAUGGCUGUCAACAAAGUCGAACAUGAGCUCAAUGAACCAGAAUCUGUUGAGACUUUAGCAAUGUUACGAGGCCUUCAAUUUAUCUUGCAUUUGGAGAUUUCAAAGGUGGUGCUCGAGAGUGAUUGUUUACUCAUGGUCGAAGCCUUGUCUACAAACACAACACUUUUAUCAACUCAAGGCAACAUUUUACAGGAGAUUUGGGACCUGCUCAGACUUUUUGAUGAACACAAAGUUCAACAUGUGGUUCGAAGUGAAAACAAGUAG
Messenger RNA from Carya illinoinensis, 711 nucleotides. RefSeq lists its product as uncharacterized. The transcript is spliced from 2 exons. Gene Ontology annotation, molecular function: nucleic acid binding; RNA-DNA hybrid ribonuclease activity. NCBI's taxonomy places the organism in Eukaryota, Viridiplantae, Streptophyta, Magnoliopsida, Fagales, Juglandaceae. The record is from RefSeq and is a predicted model, not a curated record. The coding region runs from base 1 to 711 and encodes 236 amino acids.